Mucor mucedo is the source of this 919-nucleotide messenger RNA. RefSeq lists its product as uncharacterized. The record is from RefSeq and is a predicted model, not a curated record. The coding region runs from base 14 to 772 and encodes 252 amino acids. The transcript has 4 exons. Lineage: Eukaryota; Fungi; Mucoromycota; Mucoromycetes; Mucorales; Mucoraceae.
UUCUAAAUUUAAAAUGUCAACAAUUUCCUAUUCAGAGAUGGUUCGUAGGGAGAAAGCAAUUAUUUUGGAAGCAAUGCAGGAAUCUACAAAUCGUUUGAAAGAAUGCUUUCCAAAUGUUACUGACGAAAAGAUUGGGAAUGAUCUCGCCAGACGAGUUCAAAGUGGUUUGCUCAGUUUCAAGGUAAAGCCUAGACGGUUUCAACCCUACUAUGUGUACCUGCGUAAAUAUAAGAGUAAAGGUGCUAUUGCUGCAGCUAAGGAUUAUAAACAGAUGACCGCAGAAGAGAGGGAGCGUUGGAAUUCUUAUUAUGAACAAUCCGAACAAUUGUUGACUCCUACGGUGCAACGAAGUUUGGGUUAUCGCUUCCGUACUAGAACGGAUUACAGUAACUUUCACAGGUUAAAAGCUUUACUGGAAAAGAUCGGCCGGGAAUCAGAAGCCCAUGUAGUUUGUGCGGUUGUGAGAAAGGUAGUUGGGUACAACCGUGCCCAUUACGUGAUCUCGGGGACCGAAGCUGGUGAGGGUUUUUUGCAGGAGUACGAAGAUAGGAAUGGAGGUUCUCUCAGCUCCAACCUUGAGUAUUUUGCUGAGAGACACAAGAGUGUUGAGGAAGGACAAGGUCCUUCGUAUAAAGUGACCGAAAACCCCCCGGCUAUUAAGCAAAAGAGGGUGACAACGUCAAAGCAUGACAUGCAAAGGCAGGAUUUGAGGGAGGCUAUUCUUCUCUUGAUCAGUAUGUUAAACAUUGUAGGUACAUCGAUCAUUAUUUAACAGUUGCUUUUUAAUAGACGAGACAAGGGCAGGUAUCACUGAUAUAGAGGUAAAAGAAGUUCAGUGGUCCUCCUUUAAAGAAGUUGAACGAGACGCCGAACAUGUCGUUCUCAGACAUGUCGGCUUGGGAAUCUCUAUCAGGAAAUG